Molecule: messenger RNA, 1109 nt
Organism: Syzygium oleosum
Lineage: Eukaryota; Viridiplantae; Streptophyta; Magnoliopsida; Myrtales; Myrtaceae
Exons: 5
Coding region: 16-882 (288 amino acids)
Biological process (GO): mRNA splicing, via spliceosome
Cellular component (GO): U12-type spliceosomal complex
Source: RefSeq, a predicted model, not a curated record
CGGCGGUUUCCCGUCAUGUCUCGCAGCGAGAUCAUCGUCGGCGUCUACGGCGGCCGCGGCGGCCGCGGCUGGGAGGACGACGGCGGCGGCGGCGGCGGCGACGGCGGCGACGGCGACGGUUCUCUCCGGGGGAGGAUGGUGUGCAAGCGCCGGUCGUCGGUGUCGCUGCCCUUCUCGCCGCUGGCGAUGGUCGGCGGCGGCGGGGGGUUCUCCAGGAAGAGCUUCUCGUACAGCCAGCUCCCUCAGGAGCCCCUCAAGCUCUCCGUCCUCAAAUUGGACGGCUCUUGCUUCGAUAUUGAAGUCAUGAAAAUGGCAACCGUGUUGGAGCUGAAGGAGGCAGUAGAACAUGUUUUCAGUUUCAUGCCGAAGAAGGGACCGGGCAAGAUAUCAUGGCGGCAUGUGUGGGGGCAAUUUUGCUUAUGCUACGAUGGUCAGAAGCUAGUUACAGAGACUGAUUAUAUAAUUGACUACGGCAUUAAGGAUGGUGAUCAGCUUCAUUUCAUCCGGCAUGUCUCGGGCGUCCCAAGCUUAACCAGAAAGAAAUCUAGUGUCUGGCUUGCUGCUUCCAGACAAUCCAGGAGAUCCUUAUCGAGAUCAAAUAGCUCUGAAAAGGAAGAAGAAACUGAAGAAGGAGAUAUCGAGAACGGGAAUCUCCCACGUGACGAAAGAGGGGAGGAUUUCGGCGAGAACAUUAAUUCCACGGCGGCGAAUUUUCUGCAGGGGUGGUUCCCCUAUUCUAGAUUGGCCAUGAUAGAAGAUAGAAGAAGCGAGGGCAAGGUCACGCGCUCAAAGUGCGUCGACGCCUUUUGGAGCAGAGUGAGGACGUUACUGGUGUUCUGCAGUAGCGCACCAUAUAGUCAGAAGGAUUCAUGGAGAGAUUGAAGAAACUCAAAAAUGCAGCGAACCGUCUCUCCUCCGGCAGAGCCGGUCCGAGAAUGGAGUACAUGUCGGUCGUCGAAAGUCGAACCUGUCUUGUUUGAACAAGCCGCCCUGGCAUUGAGCUUGUAAUGACUCGGUGCGCAACGUCAGCAUUAGAUAUCGUUACUGAUUGAUUCCGACACGAAUCGAUGUAUUGUCCGAGUUGAUUAUUGAUUCUCUCUUCUUCGCAA